Molecule: messenger RNA, 1893 nt
Organism: Leishmania mexicana MHOM/GT/2001/U1103
Lineage: Eukaryota; Euglenozoa; Kinetoplastea; Trypanosomatida; Trypanosomatidae
Exons: 1
Coding region: 1-1893 (630 amino acids)
Source: RefSeq, a predicted model, not a curated record
AUGCUCAUGGAGGAGCCUCCCGCUUUUGGAGGCCGUGGGCCGACGAGCACUAAUGGUUUUCACGAUGACUCUCAACGGGAACGGGCCCGUCGGGAGCCGAUAAGCACGCAGGAGAUGGACCUUGAAGAAGACUUGGAUCAUCGGAUCGGCCGUGAGCGGCCGAGCAGAAGCCCUACCAUGGAUCCAACCGCAUCCUCUGAUGAUCUGGGGCUCCGUAUUGUCCUUUGUGAAAACCGCCCCAUUGAGAAUCUCCCGGCGAUGGUAUCGCAAGAGCUGAAGCUGAUUGGUCGCUGUGUGACCUUCCUCGUGACGCAGGCUCUCAAUGGCGCACCACCCACCUCCUACUACUAUAUUGGACUUGUAUCCACUGUUACGGCGAGCACCGCGACCUUGAUGCACGUCAACCGGUAUACGCCUGCCGACUUCAUGACGUACAAGUCGCGGGAGCAGCGCUUGGCAAAGGGUGUAGCUGACCCUGUACAUAGCGGCAACAGUGUCGGUAACGAUGGAGGUCACGAACACAACCAGGAGCCAAUGCGCACGAACAACCGCCCACCUUUACCUCUACCGGAGAGCGUACUUCGCUCCUACAGCCAAGCCAAUGACGACGAAGUGGCUGCUGCCGAGGAUGGGAGUCUGACAACAACACGCGGCGCUCGACGACUAAUCGACUUGAAAGCUUUCGGUAGCUUAGCCCAUUUAGCUCCACUGAGGACAGAGACGGAGAUAGCCACUGCAAUGUCGAAACAGCGGGAGGAGCAGCUUCCGGAUCCUUACGCGUCACUCGAAGAGAGCCCAGGACAGCCGGAAGCAAGAGGGGCUGCACGGCACAGACACUUUCGCCGAUUCAGCGGAUCCAUCGGGCCGAUCCCGUACAUGACCUUCUUGCGCAAGAGCAUCGAGAACGUCGAAUUCGGCCGCGACCCGAGUGCCAUCUUCUACUCGCUCUUCCAGGACCCGGCGAAGCACAUUGACGACAUGCAGUGCCUGCGCAUGUUUGUGCGGCGCUACCUGGUGCACACGAGCGAGGGCAACAACCCGCACCAGGUGCCGCUGUAUGCAUUCCUGUGCGUCCGAUGUGCGUGGCCGGAUGUGGACCGUGAGCUGGUGAAUCGGCUGGUGCAUGAGGAGCUUACCGCUCUCGUGAAGGCGGACUGCGCCAUCGGGAAGGAGAAGGAGCGAAAACGCGUCCGCGAGGAGCGGCAGCUGCAGCGCUAUCGCGCGCCUGCCGGCCUCUUCUCCAGCACUGGCAUCCUCUUUCUCACGAAAAUUCCACAGAGAUCCUUCUUUGCGGGCAUCAUCACGCUUCUGUUUUCUUUGAUCUUCGCCAUCUACCUUGGCGUGGUUCUCGGUGUCACUAGUGACGCCUUAAUUGUGAGCUUCGUGAACAAAUUCAUGUUUUCUUUCGUCACCUCUGUUGUGGUGUGGCCCACCGCUGCUGUGGCGAUAAUGUUGCACGCCAGCAAGAGUCACAUUCCUCUACUGGUCGACCAUUUUCGACUUGGUAUGCGCAUCGCACUAACUCUGGCGGCUAUUGUAUGCUGUAUCAUGACGCUGCUGGUAGUGCUCUGGAAAAUGACGAACCAGGCGAUGUACGACAUCAUGCUCGUGUAUCGGAGGGAUCAGCUCUGCGCCUUCUACCAGCAGCAUACAUGUACCGGUUUCUCGGACGCGUGUGGGUCCGACAGGAUCGAUCCGAAUCUGUGCUUGUCGUGCCCGAACAUGCCGGCGACAAACAGCAGCUGCUACGCAUCGCUGUGGUUUGAGGUCGAGAAAGCCCUUGUUCCCCUCUUGUGUUUUACCUGCAUCAUCUUGAUGGCCACUGUGUACGCUGCCUAUCUGAUUGUAAAACUGUUUUUGUUUGUCGAGGUCAUGAUGGGACGGAUUGUGUGA